Schistosoma turkestanicum is the source of this 2109-nucleotide messenger RNA. Lineage: Eukaryota; Metazoa; Platyhelminthes; Trematoda; Strigeidida; Schistosomatidae. The record is from the annotation of a GenBank genome assembly.
AUGCCCUCUGGAAGAAAACGCUUUCUGGAGGGCAGUGUCAGCAAUAACACUAGCAGUAGCAAUUAUUUACAAAAUGACAUAGAAUCUGAAAAGUAUCUAACAAAGAACUUUAUAAUUAUUUUGUUUGGAAUAUUGCUUAUCGUGUUGUUAUUAUUAUCAUUGCUUAUAUAUGCAUUAUAUCGUCGAUUCCGAAGUCACUCACAAAUUCUCAAUGGUAAAUGUAAAAGUGAUGAUAAUGUUGAUGAAUAUAUUUGUUUUACGAAGUCAGAAAAAGUUCCACUUGCUCGAUAUACACAAAUUCACACACCAGAGACAGCAGUGAAGUCAGUGAACAUUCCGUUGCAAUCACUGAAUAAACCGAACAACAAAAUGGCAUACUGGACGGCUGAUGACAGCGAUGAUUUUUAUGGUGAACUGACUGAAUGUAAACCUACUUAUGGUUAUUCAGUACGUCAUCAAACCAGUUAUAUUAAAUCAGAUGUAAUACAAUCUACUCAGCAAUUCAUUGAAUCGGCUGAAUUGAGAAGAAAAAAUGAAAAUUUCCGUAAAUUAACGGAUGAUCAGGAAAAGUCAAAAUCAAAUCUGCUAGUUGAUAGAAAUUGCAGAGGUAUUCGUCGUGCAAGUAGUACACCAAAUAUACCGAAACUUAUUAAUAAUCAAUCAAACAAUGUCGACAUAAAUCUUUCAUUCAAUCCUGAAGAGGAAGAUGAAGAGAAUGCCGGUAACAAUAGUAGACCAUUUGAUGAUCAUAAAUUCUUCAAAGUGAACGAUGAAAAUGAUGAGGAUAUUGCGGACUUCACGUUGAUCGAUAGCGUUGAAGACUCAGAAGCGAACGAUACAUUGGAAUCAGCAGAAAACCAAAUUAAUCAAUUACCAUUCAUACCGAUUAGAUAUCCAAGCUGGAUAAAGGAACGUGGUAUACCAGAAAGAGGUUACAUUACCCUAGCUAUACAAAUCGAAGGUGAUCUGUCCAACAGUAAAAAGCAUCCAUUUCUCUCUGUACGAAUAUUUGAUGCGCGCUGUGUUCUGAGUAGAAAUGUAGACCCGAAAGCAGGAAAAUUUUAUGUGAAAGCACGUCUUCAAUUAGCUGGCACAAACAAUUAUAUGUCAAUGUUAUCCUUAGAUCAAGUGUCUACAAAGUCACUGAAAAUUUCUUCUGAUAAGAUGGAUAUAUUUACAAUGAAAAGAAAUUGUUCAACGAUGCAUAGUGGUCGUACUCCUGUGAAACGUGCUUAUCGUUCACCAGUGUUUCGGUAUAAAAUCGUCAUACCUUUACCACUGAAUAUAAUCGAUGCAAUAAUUAACCAGUCAACUUCACUUAAUGAAUCCAUCGAGUCAAUUUCAUCAAUAAGUUUGGAAGAUGGUGCAAUGCAGAAUUAUGAGCUUAAAAUAGAUUUGAAAGAACGUAACGCAUGUAAGACAAAUGAUCUACACGGAACUGCUACUGUUCAAUAUUUACCAUACUGGAGAUCUUCACAGUUGAUUGGUAGUGUACGCAUUCCCAUAACAUUUAAAAUGUGGCAAUAUCUGUUGGGAAAUGUGAAUAAAUUACGUCGUUCUACAGUUGUGAAUUUGCCAAUCUCUCAAGUCACCAAUACAAACGAGAAAUCAUCGGAAUUAUUAUCAAAUAAAUUGUUGUGGUUUGUCAGGUGUUUGCAAGUUCCUGAUGAAAAUGCCAAUUCACGAGGAGAGAUUACUUUUGGUAUGCAGUAUAACCAAGAAAAUGGCAAUCUGAUUAUCAGCCUAUUCAAUUGUGCUGCAAUGAAUUUGCCUAAACGAACAAAAAAUUUAUUUGUUCGUGCUUCAUUGUGCUCGAAUUGGAAAUUAUUUCGAACUGUUCAAUCUAGACCAACUGCUCGACUUUCUGUGAAUUCAGCAGAGUUUAUGUUGGGUGAGAAAUUAAAUUUUAUCAUCGAAGAAGAAAUUAGUAGUGUGUGUGUAAUACUGAGUGUGUUUGCACGAUCUGGAAGUAAACUACAAGAAGCUAUUACACUAAUCGGUCGUUGUGUAACUGGACCACCAGAUUUAGCAUGUGGUGAUGGACUUUCACAUUGGUCAUCAGUCUGUUCUAAACAAGGCAUGAUAAGACGUACACAUAUUCUGUCGUAG